Tetrahymena thermophila SB210 is the source of this 912-nucleotide messenger RNA. Its product is annotated as peroxisomal membrane protein. Gene Ontology annotation, biological process: peroxisome organization. The transcript has a single exon. NCBI's taxonomy places the organism in Eukaryota, Ciliophora, Oligohymenophorea, Hymenostomatida, Tetrahymenidae. The record is from RefSeq and is a predicted model, not a curated record. Gene Ontology annotation, cellular component: peroxisomal membrane.
AUGGAUAGCUAGCAGGAAAAUAAAAGCAGUUAAAUCUAUUAAAGUUUUUAGCAAUACUAGCACAUCAACAAAAGUCUCAACAAACUUGUUAGCUUUGAAUUUUUGCUUGAACAGACUCUUAAUUACAUCUCAAACAAAUCUACAUUUUUUAACAAGGAUAGAUUCUUGGAAAUUCUUUCACUAUCGCAAUUUGUCAAGGUUUAUUUUAAACUUUAGAAAAUGAACAUCAGCCAAAAGUAGAUUUACAUCUCAGAAGGUAAUAUGCAAGAAGAAUUAGAUGAAUAAAACCGUUAAAAAAGCGAGGCUUUUGAAAAAUUCUUCACUGAAGACUAUAUUGAAAAAUACAGAAAUUUGCAGCCAGAGGAAUAAAUCUAAAAAAUGGCCGAGACAUUAGAAAGAAUUAAGAAUCGUCAGCAAAAUGGGAUGACAUUCAAUGAAGAUUUUGAAGAAGAGUUGUAAAGAAGUCAUAAAAGAGUUGGUUUACUCUCUAAGCUACCUAUACCUAAAGAUCUUUUAGAGACAAAGCAACCAAAUCAAAAAAAAAGCGAUUACAUGAUUUUUGUUGGAGAAGUCCUAUUUAUAGUAAGACCACUCAUUUACUGCAUUUUGUUGCGUAUGUUUGGUGUUAAAUCAUAUACACCUUAUAUGAUUUCCCUUAUCAUUGAUCUUUUUCGUCUGAUUCUCUAACGCAAAAUAAAGUUUUAUUAACCUGCAUAGAGAGAAGAGUUUAAAACAAGAAAUAAAGAAAUGAUUCUAAAUUAUCUACUUAGAAACCCCUUCUACAGUCACAUUUUCAGAAAUAAAGUGUUAAUUCCUAUGUUAGAUUCCUUAUUCGGAAGUAGAUUAUAAUUUUUAAAAUCCUUCAUUUUAGGUAUAAUAGAGAUGCGUUGUUCAAUUUGUUUACUCUUGUGA